AUGGAUGCCAACAAUUUUGUGAUGUCUUCCUAUCAGUUCGUCAACUCGAUUGCCUCCUGCUAUCCCAACAAUGCACAAAACACAAACAGCACGCAAGGUGCUCCGGGAGGCCAGGGAGGCCAAACCGAUGGCUACUUUCCACCAUCCGCCUACACCCCGAACCUCUACCCUGGCACGCCUCAUCAAGCUCACUACAGACCCGGCGCUGGCACCGGUGGCCACCAAGCGAGCGAUAUGGUCGACUACACGCAGUUGCAGCCCCAGAAGUUUCUCCUCAACCAACAACAGCAGCAACAGCAGCAACAGCAGCAGCAGCAGCAGCAACAGCAAUCCGCCCUUAGUUCGCAAAGUUGUAAAUACGCCAGUGAUGGCACUAGUGCAGGUACAAAUGUAGUUAAUAGCAACAAUAACAAUAACAGCACCACGAGCCCUCAGGACCUGAGUACAGCCAGCGGGGCAGGUGGCGGAGGCGGCGGUGCCAGUGCCGGAAAUGGUGGUCGCCCGGAGAUUUCGCCCAAACUGUCCCCGAAUUCGGUCGUGGAAAGUGUAACUCGCUCGCUCAAGUCGGGCAACUCGGCCACCGCCGUGAGCUCUAGCAAUACGAACAACAACACCAGUAACAUCAGCAAUCGCAACCAGGUGAGCCUUCCGCUCGGUAGUCCGGAUGGCGAUGAGUCGGACGCAAGUGAUGACGACAGCGGCACGGAAGGAGGAAGCUCCCAGGGUGGAGGUGGAAGUGGCGGCAAGAAGGGCGGACCUCCUCCACACAUUUAUCCAUGGAUGAAGCGAGUGCAUAUUGGACAAAGUACAGUGAACGCUAACGGCGAGACAAAACGACAGCGCACCUCGUACACCCGUUAUCAGACGCUCGAGCUCGAGAAGGAGUUCCACUUCAAUCGAUACCUGACGCGCCGACGGAGGAUCGAGAUCGCACACGCACUUUGUCUCACCGAGCGGCAGAUCAAGAUCUGGUUCCAGAACCGGCGCAUGAAGUGGAAAAAGGAACACAAGAUGGCGUCGAUGAACAUCGUCCCAUACCAUAUGUCGCCGUACGGACAUCCGUAUCAGUUUGAUAUUCAUCCGUCACAGUUCGCGCAUCUGAGCGCAUAG
Molecule: messenger RNA, 1110 nt
Organism: Anopheles coustani
Lineage: Eukaryota; Metazoa; Arthropoda; Insecta; Diptera; Culicidae
Gene: Scr
Product: homeotic protein Sex combs reduced
Exons: 3
Coding region: 1-1110 (369 amino acids)
Biological process (GO): regulation of transcription by RNA polymerase II; anterior/posterior pattern specification
Cellular component (GO): nucleus
Molecular function (GO): DNA-binding transcription factor activity, RNA polymerase II-specific; RNA polymerase II cis-regulatory region sequence-specific DNA binding
Source: RefSeq, a predicted model, not a curated record